Xenopus tropicalis (tropical clawed frog) is the source of this 4094-nucleotide messenger RNA. RefSeq names its product interferon-induced very large GTPase 1. Lineage: Eukaryota; Metazoa; Chordata; Amphibia; Anura; Pipidae. The coding region runs from base 238 to 3969 and encodes 1243 amino acids. The record is from RefSeq and is a predicted model, not a curated record. The transcript has 9 exons. Gene Ontology annotation, cellular component: membrane; nucleus; cytoplasm. Gene Ontology annotation, molecular function: GTP binding.
UCUCUCUCUCAUGAUCUCUCGGUUCCUGCAGUCUCGGCGCCAUUCGGCUGCUACUCGGGACCCAAACCCACAGAACUGCUGGAAAUGGACUGAACUAAUACAGAUAUGUGCAAAGGGGGGAGAUCGCUAUGGCUGGGAAUACAGCAGGGUAUUGGGGUUUCAUGAGGAGAAGUGGAGUAAACAUCAGCAUAAGACUCAGAGACAAGAAGGUUUAACCACACAUUCCACAAUACAGGUAUGAAAAUCCACAUGGAAGAUGUGAAGAUGCGGUUGAAUUUACUGUUUCUUCUUAGUGUUCUCUUCACAUUCGGAGCAGAAGGUGAUAUUGUUGGACAGAAUGGUUUUCCCCCUCAUCGUGCUAUAAAGGGCUCGGAUUCUGUUAUUCCCUGUACAUCGGAUGUGAAUGGGCCCCCAGUGCAGACCAUAAUCUGGUAUUUCCAGCACAAGGAGAUUCUGCGCUAUGAUGGGGAGAUAAGGGCUGUGGAUCCAAGGUAUUCCUUAAGCACAAACAGAGCCAGAGAUGGAACGGCUUCCCUAGUCAUCUCCAACAUAACCAUAACCGAUGGCGGCACCUACACAUGUUCCCUGUUGUACGGCCAAGGGAAGGAAGACAUGGAAGUUACAGUAGAUAUUCAAGCAAUUCCAGAGAUCACCGUCACUAAUAAUAUUGUAGUGAGGAAUCAGGAGAGCGUCCUGCGCUGCUCAGUCACUGGGUUCUACCCAUUGGGUGUGAGAAUUAAAUGGCUGAGGGAAGGAGUCUUGCUGCAUAGGAUUAAUGUUGGAACUAAACAGAGGAACCCAGAUGGCACUUACAAUGUAAACACCACUGCCACCAUCCUACCCACUGAGGAGGACCAAGAUCAGACCUUCUCGUGCAGUGUCCAAUAUGGAUCUCAUGAUACGUUCCAGAAGGACUUUCAGCUCAUUUAUGGAGUCCCCCCCUCCAUUCAGAUUAGCUCCCAACCCUUCCGGCUAAAUGAAGAACAGACACUGGUUUGCCGAGUGUGGGGAUUCUACCCUGAGUCAGUUGUGGUCAGUUGGUUUCUGGAUGGGACUCCUAUGGAAGCCUCAAGGAUUGAGAGGAUGAGUAGUUCUGUUGUGUCUUUCUACCAGUUCGCCCCAACAGUUCAGCUCUGGGGAACAGAGAUCUCCUGUGCAGUGGAACAUGGGACCCUGGCAAGUCCUCUUGUGGAGAAGGUGCUGGUGAAGGAACCAGAUUUAAAGGUAAAGCACCGCAUGGUAGUUCGGAUUGUCACGGUUAUUACAUUGGCUGCAGCUGUAGCUCUCGUAUGUUACUGUAACUGGAAGAAAAGGGGCACCAAAGAGCCCAUUUGCCCAACACCAGACAAAAAGACUACUUUUCAAGGGGUAAUUAGAAAAUUAGAAAUGACUCGUUACAACAUUUCCAAGCUGACUCUGAAGGACGUUCUUAAAAUUGGGCCUGACAGUGUACAAAAGAUUGAGAAUAAGACCAUAAAAGAUGCACCUUGGUAUUUUCUAAUGAAUCUCAUGUGUCUCAACCCUGAGGCAAGAACCACGUGCAUGAGCAAUCCAAGCAUUGGCGCGGAAUAUGCCCGUGAAGACAAUUCUGAAAGAAACAACAACAGUAUGUGUGACCCAAUCCAUCCACUAGAUGUUCUUUAUGUUCUCCUACAUUGUUCUGAGCCCUGUUUACAGCAGGAAAUGAUGUCAAAAAUGUCCCUUUGCCAGUUUGCUGUCCCCCUACUUCUCCCUGCUGCUGAUGGCCAUGGCUGCACCUUCAUGCUCUGGGCAAUGAGAGACAUUGUGAAGAGAUGGAAAAAUUCCCCAUCAACAUACAAUAAAAGCUUUCAAGAAGCAACGUUGACAGACAUUUCCAUGCCCAUGUUCUCUUUUAUGAGACUUGGGAAAUGCAGUUUUUCCAAGUCUGAUGUUGCAAACAAGGUUCUCAGUCAAGCUUCCCUGGAACAAGAGUUCUUUCUGCACAGAGAUAUGGAAGCCGGCUACAUUCCACGGAAAAUCUCAGAUGGGCUGGUGGAAAUAGCUUGGCAUUUUCCCGGAAGCAAAGAGAAAUCAAGUGUUUUCCAAAAUCCAUUUGCAGUUACCAAUAUGAGAGGAGAUUUGGAAUUAAGCAAAGACCAGUUCAGAUUUUUAUGCCGGAUAUCGUCAGUAGUGUUUAUAUUUACAGAGAGAUUCGAUGACAGAGAGUAUAACAUCUUAGCCGAGAGUGAAACUGCAAAUCAAAACUGUUCUAUUAACAUUGUGCUCAUUUCUGAUUCUACAAGUGAAGAUACAAACAUUUGCAAAGAUUUGUUAGAAAAGAUGAGAUGUCGGAUUUGGAAGGUGAGCAGAAAGUACAACAACGCAUAUCUGGCAAAAGAACUAAAAAAAUUCAUUGGGACGCUCGCUCAAAAUGGCCAAAACUCCAUGAACCUGGAGAACAUAUCACUUGAAGCCAAUCACUUUGGAUUCCACAUAGAUGAGAAAAUAGAUGAACUUCAAAGAUUGAAAACAUUUGCUCAACACAUUACUGGUAAUAUAGAGAACAUUGUACAAUGUAAGGAAGAAGCCAUGAGAAGGGAUGGACCUUCCGAUGGAGAUAGUGCCCAAACAGAGGGGGAAAUGGGCAGCAUUACCCCUGGGGCCGAGUAUGGAAAGAACGAGGUAAAGUCUGACAGAAAGAGCUUUGAUAUUUCACAGACGCAAAGUCCAGAUCAUUUUGCAGAUGAGAAUUUCCUCUGUUUAACUCAGACAAGGAAGUGGUUUCUCCUAAAGUCCAUAAAACUGUAUUUUCAGUCUUUUGCUAUAAAGAGUCGGCAGCAACUUUGUGGAAUAAAUAUAAAGAAAUGUGGCUGCUUCAACCAAACGGAUAAGUGUAAACUGCAUGAUUCAUUUAGAGACUUUGAUAACAGACUAUUAUUGUUUAAUGAAUCUAGAGAUUAUCAAGUCAAUAACCAUAAUAGACAAACGCAAUCAGACAAUUGUGAGCAAGUUUGCUAUGUCUGUUUGCUGACCAUUCUGAGACCGUUCCUGGGGACCCAGUCUAAUCCUGCCUCAGGCUGGAGCAAGUAUUGCUGCUGCAUAUGGAGAUAUAUUGAUGUGAAUGAUUUUGUAGCAAAUGGCAAUGAAGAAACGUUCAGCAAACUCCCAGAAAUUGCAGCUGAUCUUCUGCUGGAUGGGUUCCCCUUGAAGUUGAUAAAUGAUGACUCCAGCAUUCCUCUAGAAUGGGUAUCGAGCAUUUUUACUGAGCUGGAUAAAAAAACAGGAGGGAAAUGCAGAAUGAGAGUAAUCUCAGUGCUGGGAGCGCAGCGCUCGGGGAAAGCCACCCUCCUGAACACCAUGUUUGGGCUGCAGUUCCCCAUGGCCAGAGGAAGAUGCACACGAGGAGCCUUCAUGACGCUGAUUAAUGUGAAAGAGAACUUCCAGAAGGAGCUGAAAUGUGAUUUUAUUUUGUUGAUAGAUACAGACUUCAUUGGUAGCCCUGAACCAAGCCAAGAAUCUAAUGCCCUGGCAACUCUAGUGGUUGGGGUGAGUGAUGUGACCAUUGUCAACGUGGGCAUGGAGAAUAGAGAUGAGAUGGAGAUAAACUUACAGAGUGUCAUUCGUGCAUUGUAUAGUGCAAAAAAGGAAAGAAAGAAACUCAGUUGCCUGUUUGUCCAUCAAGGUGACAUACAGACGUAUGAAGACCAUAAUCAGGAGAAUUUGUUGGAUCAGCUGAAUAAUAUGACCAAAAAUAUAGCAAAAAAUGAAAAAAUCCAAGUUACACAGUUUUCAGAUAUCAUAGAAUCCAAUGUCGAAAUACCUUCUCAUUACAUUCCCAAUUUGUUAGAAAGUGCCACAUCCAUGGCGCCGGUUAAUGCAGAAUACAGCCAAUGCGUACAUAAACUAAAGGAACAUUUAAUUUCCCAUAUUAAAGAUAUGGAUGGACGAGCACAAAGUAUACAUGAGUUUAGUGACUCGUUAAAACAUCUUGGGAAGACUGUUAAAUGACAAAAUUAAAUUUAAAGCUGCAAAGUAAAAAUUAUUUUCAACAUUUCAUUCAGCUGAAUGGAAAUUCCAGUAAAUAACUUCUGGCUUAUGGGCCCAGUUGUUCACAUUAAAGGGAUACUGUCAUG